AUGAGUGCGCCCCCUCCGCCUCCGCCGCAUGGCGAAAUGCCUCGGUCCGGUGGCCUUCCUCCGGGCAAAUACGACAUUUUUGUAAUUCCCGAACACUCAGCCGGCUCUGGGUUUCUCUAUCUGCCGUCUCUGCAACCGAGCAUCAACAGCUUCGUUGCCGGUUUUGCGUCGGCCCUGAUUCUCGUGGUUUUGUGUCAAAGCAUGGCACCUGCUUUUCGCGCCUGGUGGGAUAGCUUUGAGGGCCUUGGCAAUAUGGGCAUCACCUUCCUCAUUGUUGGAGUUGGUUUCGGCGCCUGGGCUCUCGGACGCACUCAAAACGACUCCGGUUCCUCGUCUAGGUCAAGAUCAAAGCCUUCCAGCCCUCCGCCGCACAACUCUGGUCCAAGUGCUGGUCCUCCUCCGGGUGGUUACGCCUCGACGCCGCCACCCAACGGACCACCGCCUCAACCACCACCGCAACCACCACCUCAAUCACCACCGCCUCAACCACCGCCUCAGCCAGGGCCUCCGCCACCUCCUCCUCCUCAUUCUGGUACCGAGCGGCCCCAAUCAUCUUGGCAAAAGCCGCCACCACAAACAGGGAACAAGAGACCAGAGAACCCGAAGCCGUCGGCUAAAGGCUCGUGGGAAAAGGCGCGAGACGAAAUGAGAAAGAAGGAAGAGGAAAGAAAAGCCAAGGAAGCUGAGCAAAAACGUCGUGAGGAACUUGCCAAGCGUCUCGCAGAACUGCGUGCAAAGGAGGCCAAAGAGCGAGUGGAGCGAGAAAAGGAGAAACAGCGGAAAGAAAAAGAGAUUGCCGAUAGGAAAGAAAAGGAAGUCAAAGCAGCGGAAGCAAAGGCUGCAGCGGCCAAGGUUGCCGAAGCAAAGGCUGCUGCCGAGAAAGCAAAGGCGGCAGCACCACCGCCUCCACCAUCACAGGCCCCAACACAGACAACAACGCAAACGACAUCGCCCACGGCCGCCCGUGCCGGAAGUAGUUAUGCAUUUUCUGGUGUUGGAGAGAAAAUGAGCAUGUGGCCGAACGGAAAACCUCCAGCGCCACCGAGCUCAACCACGGCAAAGGCACCGCCCGCCUCGCCCAAGAAGCCACCGCCAGCGCCGACAGCGAGGACCUAUGUCAGUACUGACGAAGACGCAUUCUCCUACCGGCCGUACGACAAGCCCAAGAGACCGCAAAGGAGAAACUCUGGGGGCUCUAUGGCCUCGGAUGGCUCCUGGGCACCGUCUCACACAACAGCUCGAACAUCGCCUCCGCCUUCUAUGCGUGGUCCAUAUACCACAAAAGACCCAGACAAGAUUGUCAUACAGGCUGUGUACCUGUUUAUGAACCAAUAUGCCAAGACGCCUGCGAGCCAGCUCAUCUCAGGCGUAGGCUCCGUCACCGACGGCCUCAUCUUGCGCAUCACCACUGAAGGCCUGUUCAUUGACGAUGACGUUCGCGGAGUACCACAACGCGAAUGGGACGUCAAGGCAUGGACCCUGAAGCUGGUCGAGGUAUGGUGCCCCCCGCACUGUUUGAAUUAUGCGUCGUCUGCUCCGAGUCCCAACCCCAACAACAAGAGUGCGAAUUUGCUUUACAAGAUGGCAACAGGCCGUGCGCGCGCAUCAGAUAGGGAUCCCAACAAGCCAUUCGUCGGCGACGAUGCGGAUGUCUAUCUGACUGACAUGCUCAAGGCGUGCAAGGACUGUUGCCGUCUCGGUCUCUGCGAACAGAAAUUUGGCAAAACUAACAACUCUGCGAAUGGCCAGUCGGGCGAGUGGAAAGCCAGGGGGCUUCAUCUGCUCCGUGCGACAGUUCGCGACCAGGACGGAAAGCGAUAUCUAUUCGUCAUCGACGAAUCCGAGAAUUGGAAAGUUGGCGCAUCACUCCAGCGCCUGCGCCGCGGUGCUCAGGCAAGACAGCUGGGUGUGUGCAGCAUGACGGCUUCGGAAUCAAAGAACGUUUUGGAGACGCUAGGAUGGCUUGACUAG
Molecule: messenger RNA, 1971 nt
Organism: Cordyceps fumosorosea ARSEF 2679
Lineage: Eukaryota; Fungi; Ascomycota; Sordariomycetes; Hypocreales; Cordycipitaceae
Exons: 1
Coding region: 1-1971 (656 amino acids)
Source: RefSeq, a predicted model, not a curated record